This is a messenger RNA of Cygnus olor (mute swan), 979 nucleotides long. RefSeq names its product olfactory receptor 1020-like. Gene Ontology annotation, molecular function: odorant binding; G protein-coupled receptor activity; olfactory receptor activity. Gene Ontology annotation, biological process: G protein-coupled receptor signaling pathway; sensory perception of smell. Gene Ontology annotation, cellular component: membrane. The transcript has 2 exons. The record is from RefSeq and is a predicted model, not a curated record. NCBI's taxonomy places the organism in Eukaryota, Metazoa, Chordata, Aves, Anseriformes, Anatidae. Bases 1 to 945 code for a protein of 314 amino acids.
AUGGAUCACUCGGUGGAAGGGAAUCACACCGUGGUGACUAAGUUUAUCUUAUUGGGAUUCACUGACAACCUGAAGUUACAGGUCCUUCUCUUCACAGUGUUUCUACUUAUCUAUCUGUUGACCCUAGUGGGAAAUCUGGGGCUGAUCGUGCUCAUCCAAAUCAACUCCAAGCUCCACACCCCCAUGUACUUCUUCAUCAGCAACCUUUCUUUCUUAGAUGUCAGCUACUCCACCAUCAUUAUACCCAGCACACUCAUGACCCUUGUGGCUGAGACAAAAGUCAUGUCAUACACAACAUGCACAGCUCAGCUCUUCCUGUUCUGCAUCGCAGUGACAGGUGAGUGCUACCUCCUGGCGGUGAUGGCAUAUGACCGAUUUAUAGCCAUCUGCAACCCCUUGCUCUACCCUGUCAUUAUGUCUAGGAGGUUCUGUAUCGUCCUUGUGUGUGGGUCCUACUUCAUGAGUUGUGUGAAUGCAACCAUUCAGACUUUAUUUAUAUUCCACCUGUCCUUCUGCAAUUCCACCAUCGAUCAUUUCUUCUGUGAUGUGCCCCCCAUCCUGAAGCUCUCCUGCUCUGAUACUUACAUCACUGACCUGGUCCAUUUCACCUGUGCUACUGUGCUUAUCAUCUCAACGAUCCUCCUUAUUCUCAUCUCCUAUAUCUGCAUUGGGGUUACAAUCUACAAGUUGAAAUCUGCCAAAGGCAGAUGCAAAGCCUUCUCCACAUGUGCUUCCCAUCUGACUGUUGUUGCCAUCUUCUAUGGGACAGGCUCCUUCAUGUACUUACGACCCAGUUCAAAAUACUCUAUGGAGUAUGACAAGAUCAUCUCUGUGUUUUAUACACUGGCAAUACCCAUGCUGAACCCUAUAAUUUACAGCUUGAGGAACAAGGAGGUCAAAGAAGCCCUUCGAAGGACAGUAACAAGUCUGUAUUGCUCUCUGUGAGUACUACAGAGAUUCAGGAGUCCAAGCGGGAGUG